AUGGUUUCAAGCCGAAAGCGAAUUCAUUCCGUGAAUACGCAUGCCGGUAAUCCGAAUGCUAUCACUCAAGCAACACUCAAUGGUCUCACACGACUUGCUGGUUCCGGAGCCGAAAAUGACACUUCGCCUCCUCACGCUGUUGUGUCGCAGCUGCGGCGAUUGGAAGGAAAUGGUACAGCUUAUCUGGCAAGUCCAACAAAAUUCACUACCGCUAAUGGCACGACGAUAAGUUUCAGCAAAGUGCUCGAACAAGUCGAAACACAGUAUUCAAGUGGAAAAUCUCGGCACGAUGCUGUCAAUGAAUCAAAUAUCACAAGUGAAGUCCUUGCUCCUCAGCCUAUUCGCACAUUCGUGACUAAACCCGAACAAUCAGCGAAGCUCAUAGCCCCGAAAGCGAUCAAUCCGGUUGCCACGAUGAAAAAAGCCUAUGAAAUGCAGGUCAGUAUCAAAAUUGCCUCUCUGUUCUUAUUUAUGGACUUGAUCGUCAUCAAAGUUUCUGCACCAGUUCGGCUCAUGUUGUUGCUCUUUGCCCUUUUUUCGCAUGUGAUCCAGAUAAGAAAUCGUGCAGGAGCACUGCAGUUGUGGUCCACUGCCGGGCAAAGUCGCAAAAAAUAUGGGCGCGGACGCCGUUUUAUUAGCCAAAAGAGCAUGAGGCACCGAAUUAGCGGAGAAGAUACGCGCGCGUGCGUCGCGCUCUCAUCUAAUCUUGCUUCCGCAGUAGUCCCUACUUCUAUUUCGAUUUUUUAUUAUAGAUCAUCCGAAGUUGCAUAUCUCCAACGUUUCGUUAUGCCGUUUUUCAUGGAGUUGUUAUUUGCAGUCUAUCUAAUCUAGGA
Messenger RNA from Cylicostephanus goldi, 833 nucleotides. The record is from the annotation of a GenBank genome assembly. NCBI's taxonomy places the organism in Eukaryota, Metazoa, Nematoda, Chromadorea, Rhabditida, Strongylidae.